AUGGAUCUUAUAUCCCAAAUUGGGUUUGGGAAUCUACACUGCUUAUGGAGCAUUGAUACCACAAAGAUAUCGGUGUGUGAGUGUGGCCAAAGGGACACCGAGGAGGUGACGACACUGAAGACCGUUGUUGUGUUGAGGAGUGAUGUGGAUCAGCUGAAGUCCACCGACAUGUCCAAGAUUUUUGGGAUGGUGGAGAUCCCAGAUAUGCCAGAUAAGAGUCUGGCUACCACCGGAGAUGGGGGUAGAGUUGAGGAGACAACUAAUCUGGAGUCUGAGGCGGAGACUGAUGAGGAGAUGUUUGAGCUGGUUGAGGAAACUUUAUAUGAGGGCCUUGCUGAGACUGAGUAA
Solanum verrucosum is the source of this 348-nucleotide messenger RNA. RefSeq lists its product as uncharacterized. The transcript has a single exon. Bases 1 to 348 code for a protein of 115 amino acids. Lineage: Eukaryota; Viridiplantae; Streptophyta; Magnoliopsida; Solanales; Solanaceae. The record is from RefSeq and is a predicted model, not a curated record.